Molecule: messenger RNA, 2905 nt
Organism: Microbotryum saponariae
Lineage: Eukaryota; Fungi; Basidiomycota; Microbotryomycetes; Microbotryales; Microbotryaceae
Source: the annotation of a GenBank genome assembly
AUGCUCGGAGGUCUCAAGGUCACGCUGCCCCAUCUCAGCCUCUCGCGCACCAACUCGCCUUCGCGCUCGGCGCCUUCCACCCCAGCCACGGAAGGACCAAAGUCGGCCGCCCUCCCUGGCACAGUGCCUUCGACGCCGGAGCUGCCCUCCACCGACCUACCCAUGAACCCACCGAGUGUUGAAACCACCAAGGCGAAGAAAAUCCCGUCCUCGCUUGGUCCGCUCGGCGCCGUCCUCCGUCGCUCGUCCUCGUUCAGAGCGAAUGGCAGUCUCACCCCGUCGACGGCGAUCAACCCCGUCCCCGUUUCAGCCGCCACAGCCGCGAGUGCCCUUGCUCCCCGAUCCUCGAGCGACAACUCGAUCGGGCUGACGCCCUUGCAAAAGAGCUUCGGCAGUAAUGGCCACUCGGGUCGUCACGGAGAUUCGUCGUCGUCAUCGUCCAAGAGUCGUCGCCGUGCCGUCUCGGGUGAUCGUCACGAACAUGGUCGCUCGUUGCACAAGGAGACUUCGCGAAGCAAGACCCUAUCGAGCCUCCACAUGGGACCUUCUAGUGCUGGAGGCUUGGCCAUCAGCCACUCGACGUCGCACCCUCCUCUAGGCCGCAAGCCCGGCAAGCACUCCCCGCCCCUUCAUGGCUCCCAGACCCCUCUCGGCACCUCGUCCGCGGUGACUUCCCCCACCGGCGCUGGUGGUGCGGUAUCGUCGACGACGGCGUUGAGCUCCGCUGCAAUUGCGCCUGCGUUGCACCAACUCGAGGAGAGCUAUGUCGGCAAGGUUGGACUCAAGCUCGGUGAGGCUGUCAACAAGGUUUUCGUUCCGGGCUCGGCGACCGCUCCCGGCGGUGCGAGCGAAGUGGUUCUCAACGGCAGGCCUGCACCCAGGGUCACGAUGGCGAGGCAGUGUGGUGAAUUGGUCGUACAGUGAGUUUUACUCGUGCUUUUCACACAGGCCCAGGUUCGUGACGACCAGGCUGACUGUUUCUUGUCUCGACCUUCUUAGGGAAUUGCACGCUGCGAUCCACGACGCUUAUCUGCUGCGAACGCUGUUGCGAUCAUCGGUGCUCAAGUCGCUGUCGCUGUUCCUUACGCGACUUACGACGCUCUUGCUCCCGCCCGACCUCAUGCCUCCUCCGCCCUUGACUCCCAAAGAGGUCGACAACCUCUCGCCCCCGCUGCGGUUCAACCUGACCAUCGUUCGCUGCGCUUACGAAUUACGUCGCUCUUUGCUCGCUGCUGGCCAAAUCCCCGGCAUGCCUGCGUUCGUUCGCGAGACCUUGCGCCCCUGGGCCGACAAGCUCGCCGAGGUCAUGACACGGGUUAUGAACCCCAUCAUCUUGAGCGUGCGCAUCAUUGUCUCGGGCAUCUGCACCAGGGCGAGGAUCCCUUCGGACGAGUCAAGCGUCGUCAACGGGCACUUGUCGUCGACCAUGUCGAUGCUCGGGGUCGAGCACGACGGCGCGGGUUCCAAGCCGACAGCUGCGAAGGGUGCGACGAGCCAAUUGCGAUCUUUGUCAAUGGGUCGAACCACCCCUGCGCCGGCUUCUUUGACGAACUCGACGAAGCACGGUCAUGGUCACGGUCAUGGCGUCGAUGCAAACGGCCUCGCUCUUGGCCCGCUCUGGCUGAGAGAAUUGACGGGCGUGCUCGAAGCGACGGCCAAACUCGUCGCUCGCCUUGAGUGCGGUGGCGACGCCGACAAGUGGCUCGUCAGUGUCGGAACCCAUGCUGUAUGGAAAGGAAUGUUAGAUCUCGCUGCGAGGAAGAUCGCCGUCGCUAUUCCCGGCUCCGUGGACGGCUCUGCGAAGGCACCUGCGACCCCUGGCGCGGAGACCAAGACCCCCGGCGCUCAGAUCGUCCCGACCAAGAGUCUCUUCAAGUCCGCUUCCAAGAAAGGUUCAGUGGGACCAGGUGACUCGCCACCCUUCGGAACGGUGUCGGGUGAUGCGGCGUCGACGCCUUCAAGCCCCUUCGCCGCCACGCACCCCAACGGCACUAGCGUCGUUUCGAGCAUGACGUGUUCGACCCCUGCUAACGACGUCGCUUUUAUCCGUCUCUUGUGCGAACUCGAGUUGCUCGAGGCGCGCUUGAUCGCCUUCACCAAGCACCUCUCUGCUCCCAGCUCGACGCCCAUCUUACCUCCCCACAUGUCGGGAUCCUGUUCGCACGAACUCGCCUGCGGCCUCUGCAAGACGGGUCGACAAUUCGAUGCCGAGUCUUCCGACGACGAAGAUGAAGAUGGAGGGGCUGGUAGCACGGAAGCAGCUCUCGCGCACUCGGCGAUGAGGGAGGCUAUGCAAGCCCUGAGCGCGAUGAUCGUCGUCGUGCGAGCGUCCAAGUACACCGAUGCGCUUUUGAACGCGAUUCGCGAGGACGGCGUCAAGGACGAUCUUCACAAGAAGGACGAGUCAUCCGCGCAGUCGAGUUAUCAGGAUCAGAACGUCGAGGCGAUGACGCCUCUGACGCCGAUGGACCUGAUGCGAUCGCACGAACCUCUCGUUCUCCCUACGACUCCUGUCAGCUCAUCUCCCAAGACGACCAUCGUAGAGGAAAAGUCCGCUUCAAAGCCUUUGGUGUGCCCGACCCUACGCCACGCCUUGGCGACGCUUCCCGACCUGAUCCUUCUGCACCUUCUGGCGUCGCGCUGCCGCCGCUUUUCGCUCCCCCACGAACGUUGGGGUCUCGCCGACUGGCGUGCAUACGAGAAGGAACUCCGUGGCUUCCAAGCAGGUGAAGAAUGGACCGCCGAAGUCGCUUGGGAGAUGGUCAACGAAGUCGCGUCGCGUGAAGAAGAGCUUGCGCUCGAGACGUCCAGAGGAGGCUCGGCGCCUUCGAGCGAGUUCGAAGCACUGGAACUGGUUCGCGAAGCCGCGAGAAUCAAAGUCGGUGUCGAGGUCGGUGGAUCGUAA